Messenger RNA from Thunnus maccoyii (southern bluefin tuna), 4959 nucleotides. RefSeq names its product macrophage mannose receptor 1-like. The record is from RefSeq and is a predicted model, not a curated record. The transcript is spliced from 33 exons. Gene Ontology annotation, molecular function: signaling receptor activity. Lineage: Eukaryota; Metazoa; Chordata; Actinopteri; Scombriformes; Scombridae. Bases 45 to 4400 code for a protein of 1451 amino acids.
UGAGAAAUGCAUGGAUAACAUCUGCUGUAAGACAUCUCAGAAGAAUGCUAACAAUGUGGGUGACUUGCACAGCUUUUGUUCUCCUCAUCCAAACAUUACAGAGUUUGGCUUUUGAUGAUAAACCAUUUAUACUUGCCAACAAGGCCACUGGUUUUUGUUUGGUUAAACCAAGGGGCUACUGCUAUGAUAUGCAGUGGACAACUGGUGACCGACUUCUGGUUCCCCUGAAGAAGAAGUGCCUGGGAGUCCAAGGGAAAAGUGUGGGAAGUGAAAUAAGUCUCUAUGACUGUGACGAAAAAAGUGAAUUCCAAAAGUGGGAAUGCAAGAAUGAAACAGUGCUCGCUCUCAAAGGCCAAGAUCUUCACAUCGAGCUCACUGCAGAUAACACGGCAAUUCUCACCAAAACAAUAGGACCCAAUAACCACCUCACAAUUCAAGGUUCCUCCAGUGGUGCUUGCACAAGAACAUACAGAGAACUUUACACCAUUGGAGGAAAUGCAAAUGGUCAACCCUGCAUGUUUCCCUUCCAGUACAAAGAUGUGUGGUACUCCAAGUGCACUGAGUUUGACUCCUCAGUAAAGCGUCCUUGGUGUGCGAUUCAAACAAAAUAUGAAAAUGAACUCUGGGGCUAUUGCCCGACUAACUCCAGAGAACACUGGAAUAAACACCCAACAACAGGUGCUUAUUACCAGCUCAACACACAGGCAGCUCUGACUUGGCAGCAGGCUGAAGCCAGCUGCAAACAACAGGCUGCCUCCCUACUCAGCAUCACUGAUCCUCAUGACCAGGCUUAUGUCAUUGCACUACUAGGGACAGGGGGCAAUAAGCUUUGGACCGGCCUGAUCCUGGAUCCAGAACAUGGCUGGCAGUGGUCGAACAGGAGGCCCUACCGCUAUCUCAAAUGGGACUCAGGACACCCGCUUCCUGAUCCCGGACACAACUGUGCAAUUGCUGAUCCUGCUGUACAGUACUCCUGGCAAAGUUCACAUUGCAGCAAGAGGCUGGGGUACAUUUGCUAUAGUGAAGGGCCCCAGGGAACUCCUACAGAAGAUGUUGAGACAGGAUUUUGUUCAAGCCCUUGGAUCCCCUACAAUGGCUACUGCUUCCAACUUCAGCGAACUAAGAAAACAUGGUCUGAUGCUCAGAGAGAGUGCGUUAAUGAAGGAGGGAACCUAGUCAGCAUCCGCAAUCUGGAGGACCAAAGCUUUGUCAUCUCUCAACUUGGAUACGCACCCACAGAUGAGCUCUGGAUUGGACUGAAUGACAGGAAGACAGAAGGGCUCUUUGACUGGAGUGACCACUCCACUGUCAGCUUCACCAGCUGGGAGUUUGGGGAGCCUGCCGUCUCUACUGAUGUUGAAGACUGUGUUCUCAUCAGGGGAGAGAACGGGAACUGGGCUGAUCGUUCCUGUGAAGAGAAACACGAUUUCAUUUGUAUGAAGAUGAGUGCUUCAAAACCCACUGGAGAUGAAGUGGAGCAGAAUGUGGGCUGCAAAACUGGGUGGAAAAGACAUGGCUCCUACUGCUACUAUGUAGGGACAGAGACAAAAACUUUUGAUGAAGCCAAAGAAUACUGCAAAACUUCAGACUCUUAUUUAGCUGAUGUUUCAAUUGGGGUGGAUAAUGCAUUCCUUGUCAGCUUGGUGGGGUUGAGACCAGAGAAAUAUUUCUGGCUGGGGCUCUCAAACCAGAAAAACAUUGAUGAAUUUGUGUGGACCAACACAAACAGUGUGAGAUUUACUCACUGGAAUGCUGAAAUGCCAGGUCACGAACAGGGUUGUGUUGCCAUGAACACUGGGAUUUUUGCCGGACUCUGGGAUGUAUUACCCUGCACCAAUAAGGAAAAAUACAUCUGCAAGCACCUGGCAGAGGGGGCAGUUUCAACCCCUGCACCACAACCUAUUCCCCCUCAAGGGUGUGCAGUCGGGUGGACUCCAGUGCUGUCGAGAAACUAUUGCUAUAAGCACUUUUCAGAGUCAACAUCAAGUAAGAGGACUUGGUAUGAGGCCAGAGAUUACUGCAGGGCCAUUGGGGGAGACCUGCUCAGCAUCCACAGCGCUGCUGAGUUACACAUACAACCAGAGCGCUAUAAAAGAGUCUGGAUUGGACUUAGUGCCCCUGACCCAAUCACCGGUUAUGUAUGGAGUGAUGGAUCCCCACUACAAUUCCAACACUGGGAGGAAGGAGAGCCAAACAAUAAAAAUAAUGUGGAAUCUUGUGUUGAAAUGAAAUUACAUUGGUGGGAUUUGAGUGGAUCUUGGAAUGAUGUGCACUGUGAGACGUACCUUGAAUGGCUUUGCCAGAUCCGUGCAGGAGUGACUCCGAACCCACCUCCAGACCCUGUCGUUCCCAAAUAUAAUAGUACUUCAGAUGGGUGGCUUGAAUGGGAGGGGAAUCAGUAUUACUUUAACAGCAGGACGAUGGCUAUGGAAGAAGCUCGUUACUUCUGCCAACAGAGGCAUGGUGACUUGGUAUCUAUCAACAGUGAAGCUGAGGCUGUCUUUUUAUGGAAACAGAUAUCCAGAGGUUAUGAGUCUCACUGGAUAGGCCUGAACGUAGAACUUGAUGGAACAUCUGAGUGGAUGGAUGGUUCUCCAGUCGUGUUUCAAAGGUGGGAUGAAAAUCAACCUCGUUUUGUGAACAAUGAUGAGAAUUGUGCUGUCAUGACUACCUCCAUGGGGUUCUGGCAUGAUUAUAAUUGUGGGUUAGAGUACUCUUCCAUUUGUAAACGUAGUGGCUCACCACCUGCCAACACCACUGUAGCGCCCACAGAGCCCCCUAAAGGUGGCUGUCCGCAAACCUGGAAAAAACUUGGCUCAAAGUGUUACAUCAUCAAUAGCCAGCAGGAGACAUGGGAUAAAGCGAGUGAUAAAUGCAAAUUAAUCGGAGGAAAAUUGGCCUCAAUUCUCUCAAGACAUGAGCAAGUGUUUUUGACCACUCAAAUGGCUGAGGCACCAACUACAGACCUGUGGAUUGGUUUGCAUAAUAAGGAAGGUAGUCAAUAUCACUGGACUGAUGGGCGACCAAUGCGAUACACCAACUGGGGUUCCUCAAUUUCGCGCCACAUGCCUAUGCCGAUGCGUUAUGACUCUUUUAGACUGCAUCAUUUUCAUGAUGAGUUGGAUUACUAUCAUCGCAGACAUCAUUUUAUGUUUAAUACGGAAAAUUGUGCUGUGAUGAGUACCGAGUCUAAAACUGGUAUUGGGAAAUGGAUAUCAAAGUCCUGCAAUGACACCAAUGGAUACAUCUGUCUUCGAUAUGUUGAUUCAACUUUGCCAGACUCCCCUGAACCAACAUCUUAUAACAACUAUGUCAAAAUACUUAAUGACUCCAUCAAGGUUGUUACUCAACAAAUGACCUGGGGCGAAGCCAAGAAGCACUGUGAAGGUGAUGAUGCCAAACUGGCUAGCCUGCGUAAUGAGUGGACCCAGACCUAUGUUGAGCUGAUGGCUUUGAAUCUCAAAGCUCCUCUGUGGAUCGGACUGAACAAAAAGGAGACCGGCGGGUAUUUCAGAUAUAUUGAUGGCUGGCCCAUGAGCUUAUUCAAUUGGGGUAGAAGGGAACCAAGCAGAGACCGACCUUGUGUGUACCUGGAUGUGGAUGGAAAAUGGAAGACCGCUGAGUGCAAUCAGAACAUGACCAGUGUUUGUAUGAAAUCUACAGAUGUGCCACCGACAGAGUCAAGCGAAUUUCCAGGAUUUUGCCCUGAAGACCCAGAGAUAUCCAGAUACGCAAUGCAGAGAAAUAACUGGGUGCCAUUUAAUCACUACUGUUAUCUCUUUAUGACAGAAAGAAUUGAGUGGCCAGAUGCAUCUGCUAACUGUGUAAGACAUGGUGGAACUCUUGCCAGCAUCGAAGAGCCCAAGGAACAAGAAUUCAUUAAAAGCUAUCUGAAAACAUUUGAAGAUAGCCACACUUCUUUCUGGAUUGGCUUGUAUAAAACUCACAGAGGCAGGUGGUUAUGGUUGGAUAAAACGGUAAUGGACUACACCAACUGGGAAGAAGGCGAACCUAAUGAUAACAAUUAUGCAGCGAUUAAAACUGCAGAUGGGACAUGGCGUACAGGUAACCGGUGGUAUGACAGAGCGUAUAUCUGCAAAACAGCCAAAGUAUUACGACAAAAGCCAUCACCAACACCUCCAAAUGUUGGAGAAUCUCUUGCCCAUGGCCACAAAGCUUUGGUGGUUGUGCUGGUCAUGAUUGGGAUUGCCACAGUGGCAGUCGUUGCCAUCUUCCUCUUCAAGAAGUCUGGCCACCGCUUACCUAUCCCUGAACGCUUGACUACCUUUGACAACCCACUCUUCUUCAACAAUGAGCGGGCCGAGCCUAAUCUGGUGGCUGAAAAGAAACUGGUAGUGAAUGCAGAGGAGGAGAACCCUGGGUCUGUCAAAACUGUGUGACGUAAUUAUCAGCAGAAUCUGCUAGGCCAUACAAUAUAUUUUUGGCAGUGUGUUGCUCACAUUCUCAAUUGCAUGACCAAUAAUUUUGUUGAACAAAACAAUUCAAGCUGUAAGAUAUCUUAUUUUACAUUCAACAAAUAUCUAUCCUUUUGUAAUUGUUUGAAAAUAUGUUUAACUGUAUAUUUUUUAUAUGACUUAACUGAUUGAUUGAUUGAAUGUACCGGGGAGGAUUUUAAUUCAUACCUUUUUUUACUUUAAACUACUAUGCCUGCAGGGAUUGUGCUGUGUAUUCUUGAAUUUGCAACAGAUCGUUCACUUUGUAAAACUGAAAGUUGAAAUAUCUAAUUAACUUUGCUUAGCUUUAUAAGGGGAUGCGGAUAAAUAGAUGCUAAUCGAUGAAUGUCUGUUUUUAUCAGCAUUCUGUAGAGUCUUUACACUCUUUUGUAUCUUUUACAUUUAUCUGAUGGCUAUGACUACAGCUUAUUCUGCAACAUUUUUACAUACAAAAUAAACAGUGGAUAUUGAUCAACCAUUGCAGUCAAAAUACAGUUUAACUUGU